Molecule: messenger RNA, 4275 nt
Organism: Cladophialophora immunda
Lineage: Eukaryota; Fungi; Ascomycota; Eurotiomycetes; Chaetothyriales; Herpotrichiellaceae
Exons: 2
Coding region: 164-3832 (1222 amino acids)
Biological process (GO): DNA-templated transcription
Cellular component (GO): RNA polymerase III complex
Molecular function (GO): ribonucleoside binding; DNA binding; DNA-directed RNA polymerase activity
Source: RefSeq, a predicted model, not a curated record
GAAAAAAGUUGCCCACCUCGACGCAUGAUUCGUUUGAGCCUUGCAAUAUUGCCUCUGCCAAAACGUCUGCAUUCUACUGUAGGACCUCUCGCCGCAGCACCAAGUCAUGCAAGGUUUGCUUUUCGACCCGUCCCCCUCCUCUUUUGCGUCCCUUUGACGAGAGAUGCCGGCCAAGAGAAAGACCGAUGGCGCCGGCGGUGCGCCUUCACAGGCCGCUAGAAAGACUGUCCCGAAGACUUCAGCAGUGCGCAAAGCACCUGCCAAAGAGGGGCCUCCUACGGACGAGUCUGCCGUGAAAGAAAAUCCUAAGACUGGAAGGCAAUCCCGCAAACCUCAUCAGCAUGCAGACAGCUUCGAUGCGGCGCUAGAGCCCUUCUACUACGACAAGUCCCUGACAGAUCCUAUCGAUACUGCUCGAGACAAAUGGAACCUGCUCCCUGCGUUCUUGAAGGUGAAGGGGCUGGUCAAGCAACAUGUGGACUCCUUCAAUCACUUCGUCGAUGUCGAGUUGAGAAAGAUCAUCAAUGCUGAGCCGAUCAUUACAAGUGACAUUGAUCCGAAAUUCUACAUCAAAUAUGAAGACAUCUACAUUGGAAAACCCUGCAGAGCUGACGAGAUGGAGAAGUUCCACAGAAAAGAGUUUAAGGAAUCGAGCGUCACCCCCAAUGAAUGUCGCUUGCGAGAUCUUACAUACGCAGCUCCAAUUCUGGUCGAUGUUCGAUUCACGAAGACAAAGGAUGCAUAUCGUACCAGAGGUGUGCCCAUCGGACGCUUGCCAGUGAUGUUGCGAAGUAACAAAUGCGUUCUUGCCAACAAGUCGGAGGCCGAGAUGUGCGCAAUGGAUGAAUGUCCCCUGGACCCUGGUGGCUAUUUCAUUGUCAACGGUACUGAGAAGGUCAUCCUGGUCCAGGAGCAGCUCAGCAAAAACCGAAUCAUUGUCGAGGCCGAUCCAAAGAAAGACCUGAUCACUGCCUCGGUUACUAGCUCCACCCACGCGAGAAAGUCGAAGAGCUAUAUUGUGCUCAGGAAAGACCUUUUGUACAUGAAGCACAAUAUUCUCAAGGAGGACAUACCCAUUUGCAUCUUGUUGAAAGCAAUGGGUGUUUCCUCAGAUCUGGACAUGAUGAAUAUCGUUGCCGGCCUCAACUCUACUCUUCGAGAAGACUUCUCAAUCAACUUUGAAGAAACGAUCAAGAAUCACAUCCAUACGCAACAACAGGCCCUCGAAUACAUCGGAGCACGUCUCAAGAUUACUGCAAAGUCGACCCCUUUUGGGCAAGCUCGCAGAAAUUUUGUCCAGGAAGCUGUCGAAGCCAUCAGUGCCGUGUUCAUUGCUCAUGUUCCAAUAGAAGAUCUCAACUUCAGACCCAAGGCCCUCUAUGUAGCCCAUAUGGCACGCCGUGCCCUGAUGGCGAAGCGAAAUCCGGCCCUAGUCGAUGACCGAGAUUACGUUGGUAACAAGCGGCUGGAGUUGGCGGGGCAAUUACUUUCUCUACUCUUUGAGGACUUGUUCAAAAAAUUCAAUUACGACGUCAAGCUGAAGAUCGACAAAGAAUUGAGGAAGCAAAAUAAGACCGCCUUGGUAGACCCUGUCAGGAUCAUGAUGGGAGCAUCAAACCAUAUCACUCAAGGCAUGAACAGAGCAAUCGCCACGGGCAACUGGAACUUGAAGCGGUUUCGCAUGGACAGAGCUGGUGUCACCCACCUGCUCAGUCGAUUGAGCUUCAUCGCCUCCCUCGGCAUGAUGACCCGAAUAUCGAGUCAAUUUGAGAAGACCCGCAAAGUCAGCGGCCCUAGGGCGCUCCAACCAUCAUCAUUUGGCAUGCUCUGUCCCGCCGAUACGCCUGAAGGUGAAGCCUGUGGUCUGGUCAAGAACUUAGCUUUAAUGACACACAUCACGACAGACGACGAAGAGGCACCGAUCAAACGGCUAAUCUUUAUGCUGGGCGCUGAAGAUAUAGUCACCGUGGGCGGAUCAGAGCUCUACGCCCCGGGGUCUUACCUCGUACUGUUGAACGGCACUCCUGUGGCCGCUACCCGACAGCCUUCACAUUUCCUAUCUUCGUUUCGCCGUCUGCGAAGAUCGGGACGAAUCUCCGAGUUCGUAUCAAUCUUCAUCAACCAUCACCACAACACAAUUCAAGUAGCAACGGAUGAAGGUCGGAUAUGCCGGCCUUUGAUUAUUGUUGAGGAUAAAAAAUCUAAGGUCACCAAACGGUACCUGAAAUCACUCCGUCAGGGCUCAAUGGACUUUGACGACUUUCUGGCACGCGGCCUCGUUGAGUACCUGGACGUUAACGAAGAAAAUGAUAGCAAUAUCGCUAUGUAUGAAUCCGACAUAAACGCAACGACCACUCACUUGGAAAUUGAACCUUUCACAAUUCUCGGGGCGGUUGCAGGGCUGAUUCCAUAUCCUCAUCACAACCAAUCGCCCCGCAACACUUAUCAAUGCGCCAUGGGCAAACAAGCUAUUGGUUUCAUUGCCAACAAUCAGUUCUUAAGGAUUGAUACCUUGCUUUAUCUCAUGGUCUACCCUCAGAAACCCCUGGUGAAGACAAGGACCAUCGAAUUGGUUAAGUACGACAAACUCCCUGCGGGUCAGAACGCGACGGUGGCUGUCAUGUCGUAUAGCGGUUACGAUAUCGAGGAUGCCCUCGUCCUCAACAAAGCAUCGGUUGACCGGGGAUUUGGCCGCUGCCAGGUUCUUCGCAAGUAUCCUGUCACGAUCAAGAAUUACCCGAAUGAGACGACUGAUAUGGUUUACCCUCCUUCUAAGAAUGCCGACGGUACAAUCGCCAAAGGUCAUGCUCUACUUGAUUCAGAUGGGGUCGCGUCUGUCGGUGAGAAAGUCAGUAGCGGAGAGAUCUACGUCAACAAGUUCAUACCUAGGAACGCCAACUCUUCGGGCCUGUCAGAGAAUGGAUCUGAUAGUCCUCGCACGUUUGGGAUGGAUCCACAACCACAGAAAUAUCGUCUUCCGGACCCCAGUUACAUUGACAAAGUUAUGGUGACCGAAGCCGAAGGUGGUCAUCAAAUUAUCAAGAUUCAGACACGGCAGACGAGGGUCCCAGAAGUCGGCGACAAGUUCUCUUCCAGACACGGGCAGAAAGGUGUCGUUGGAAUUAUCGCCGAGCAAGUCGACAUGCCAUUCUCAGAUCUUGGCAUCACGCCAGACAUUAUCAUGAACCCUCACGGUUUCCCCUCGCGAAUGACGGUUGGCAAAAUGUUGGAGCUCGUUUCUGGCAAAGCUGGUAUCCUCAAGGGCAAAUUCGAGUACGGUACCGCGUUUGGUGGGAGCAAGCUCGAAGACAUGUCCCGGGCUCUGAUUGAGGCGGGUUACAGUUAUGAUGGCAAGGAUUAUCUCACCUCUGGAAUCACUGGUGAACCUCUUCCUGCCUACGUCUUCACUGGGCCAAUCUACUAUCAGAAACUCAAACAUAUGGUGCAAGACAAGAUGCACAGUCGUUCUCGCGGCCCUCGGGCCAUUCUGACGCGUCAACCUACCGAAGGGCGUUCACGAGAUGGAGGUCUGCGACUGGGAGAAAUGGAGCGCGACUGUCUCAUCGCAUACGGCGCGUCACAGUUGCUCCGCGAGCGGCUGAUGUUGUCGAGCGAUCAGCAUCAGGUGGACGUCUGCGAAAACUGUGGCUUCAUGGCCUUUGCACGAUGGUGUCAGCGGUGCAGCAAAGCAGGCGAACCGGGCUCGAACGUGGUCAGAAUGACUCUGCCGUAUGCGUUCAAGCUCUUGCUCAACGAACUUGGCAGCAUGAACGUCAAUACAAGGUUGAUCGUGUCCGAUGAGUUUCCUUCCGACGGCUCGAGGCGGGCUUGAACAGGAAAAUGAACAACAAAAUGGAGAAGAAAGUGUAUGAUUUGGCAUGAAACAGGAUCCGACUUCACAAAAGAGUUGUUUGCGCACAUGCAUAGCGAUGGUGUCCCUCAUCAUGACCCAGGGCGGAUUUGAGGCCUGAACAAUGCAAAGGAUACUUUGCUGGAUGUCUCUUAUUCAUAUCCACACGCAGGGCAUCAGCGAUGGAGCGUAUUGUUUGGUUUGGAUUUUUCAAGACUUUUGCUUCUUAGAAUUAAUUCCCUGGUUGGCAUCCAUAUAUCUCCCCAGGGUGUGGAAUGAAAGGAUACGAUGUUCGAGUACAGAAGCCAGAAGCGACAGCUCAGAUAGAAACGAAUACCAACCACACAAUCAACUAUCUACGUAUCGCUUUCGCCGAUAGGAACACCACCGACCAAAUCUACUCAAUUUUUCAUAACGGCUGGUUC